Molecule: messenger RNA, 3043 nt
Organism: Diospyros lotus (date-plum)
Lineage: Eukaryota; Viridiplantae; Streptophyta; Magnoliopsida; Ericales; Ebenaceae
Product: toMV susceptible protein tm-2-like
Exons: 3
Coding region: 84-2705 (873 amino acids)
Biological process (GO): defense response to other organism
Molecular function (GO): ADP binding; ATP hydrolysis activity
Source: RefSeq, a predicted model, not a curated record
CGAAGUUGUUCUCCCUAUUUCUGAUACUACACUUUCUUUCUUCUUCUGGCCGAUUGAAGGUUGUUGCCACCGGGAAAUCUAACAUGGCAGAAGCGGUUAUUUCAGGAGUUGUCCCAAAACUUGCUGGUAUAGCAGGUAAUCUAAUAGAAAAAGAAGGCUCUCGCUUGUCUAAGUUGGAAAAAAACAUUCUCUGGAUUAGAGAUGAGAUGAGGUGCAUUCGAUGUUUCCUGGAAGAUGCUGAUGCGGAAGAGUCAAAAAGAACGGGAUUGGCUGACUUAAUCAGGAGCAUUUGGGGUCUUGCUUACCAUUUGGAGGAUAUCACGGAAGCGUACUUCCCUAAGCUAUUACCACUUACAACGAAUGACUGGAAGGGGUGUCUUUCUUGGUUUUUGAGAGCCAAAACUAUUCGUGACUUUGCAAUCAAGAUUGAAGAAAUAAGAGAAAGGGUUGACGAUAUCAAUCGCAGGAAACAGACUUAUCUAGUCCCAGAUGCUGGAAGAGAGGUUCGGGAUCCAAGAAUUUUUCUUCACAUUGACGAAGUAAAUGUUGUUGGUAUGGACGAACACAUUCAGGAAUUGGUGGCCGAACUGUUGGAUCAAGAUUCAAGGCAUCGUGUGAUCUUAAUUACAGGCAUGGCCGGUGUAGGCAAGACAACACUGGCCAAAAAGGUAUAUAAGUCUGUUCAAGAAAGAUUUCAGUGUGCAGCUUGGAUUUCUGUCUUUCAACAGCCAAACCCAAAUAAACUUUUCUAUGAUAUAGCAAGACAAGUUGGCUUGACGGAGGAGGGGUGUAACCACAACUUAGUUGGGAAAUUAUUCCAGAUUUUAAGCCAAAACAGGUAUGUGAUAGUAAUUGAUGAUAUAUGGAAGAUUGAACCAUUGAAUGCUUUAAAAAAUGUCAUUCCUGUUACUUCCAUGAAUGGCAGUAGAAUAAUCAUCACUUCCCGACACAAAUAUAUAGGUAGAAAUUUUGGACAGCAAUAUUUUUCACAUGAAUUGCAACCCUUAGACCAAGAAAUGAGUAGAAAGCUCUUCGAAAUGGUUGUGGGUGACCCACAAGACAAUGAUGAAGAUGGUGAUCCCUCACGAUUGAAAAACAUUGGUGAGAAAAUACUAAAGAGAUGUGGCGGUGUGCCGCUUGCCAUUGUAGGUAGAGCACAGUUGUUAUCAGGAAAGACAAGCAUACUAGCAUGGAGAGAGGUAUUAAAGAAUAUAGGUAAAGAUGAAGACAAAUGUUUAAAUAUCUUUGCUUUGAGCUACAAGGAUUUACCUUCAAAGUUGAAACCAUGUUUUUUAUACUUUGGACUAUUUCCAAAGGAUCACAAAAUUUCUGCAUUCAAAUUAAUCAAUUUAUGGGCAGCUGAAGGAUUUAUGCAUGACAGUGGAGAAACGACGGUUGAGGAUGUGGGACAAGAUUUCCUAAAUCAGUUAAUUGAUAGAAACCUAAUUCAAGUUGUCGAGAGCGGGUUCAACGGGACAACUAGACUUUGUCGUAUUCAUGAUAUCUUUCAUGACCUUUGCUUUAGGAAGGCCACGGGGAUCUUUUUUAACACUCUCGAUGUUGUAGCCACUAGGGCAGAUUGCCCUGCACCACGCAGACUCACUGCCUAUCAAAAUGAUGCUGGCAACUUUGUUUUUCCAAAUUAUCGAACUCCAGAUCUUCGGGUUUUGUUAUAUUUCGAUGAUUUGACAAGAGAUAGUGGGAAGCAGGUUCUGCAUCAUCUUAGAAGCUUCAAAUCUCUUCAGGUGCUAGUAAUAAAGUGCUUCACUACUCCGCUGAGGGAUGUUAUGAAUGAAAUUGUGAAGUUAAUACACCUGCAUCACCUUGAAUUGGGAGGGUGUAUUGUGGAGCUUCCUUUCGCCAUAAGCAAUUUAAAAAAUUUGCUGACUUUGGAUCUACAUGAAUGCCUUGAACUCAUCCUCCCUAAUGUCAUCUGGAAAAUGAAGCAACUAAGACAUAUUCUAUUACCUCCUAAAUGUUCGGCUCCUUCAGUCUGUGGGUUCAACUUGGAUAUCCAUUGGUUCCGUCCAUCUGAAGUUUAUUUACCAGACCUGCAGAGCCUCUAUGGAUUGCCUGUCAAACUUUUUGAGGUCAAUUGGUUGCACAAACUUGUUAGUUUGAGAAGACUGAAAGUCUAUUUUACAACUGAGCAUAUCAUUUUGGUAUUGUCAAGUGCAAACUCCCUGUCACAGAGGCUAGAAGAAUUGCAUUUAUUAUCGCUAUACGAUACAGAAGAUACUUAUAUGGCACAGGGAUUAUCUACUGAAUUUAGAUCAACAUUGGAUCUGUCUACAUAUGUAAACCUUAAGUUACUCGUGUGCCGGAGCCGCAUGGUGGACUUUCCACGACAUGAUAAACUGCCAACGUGCCUCAAAGAGCUUAUCCUUGAGUUCACUAUGCUGACAAUGGACCCAAUGGUGACUUUGAAGAAACUACCUAGACUUAAGAUCCUUAUACUUGGACUUGAUUCAUACUUUGGGAGCGAGAUGGCAUGCUCUGGAGAAGCUGACAGCUUUCCUAAACUCAAAGUGUUAAAAAUUAAUUCAAGACAUCUGGAGGAGUUUGUAGUUGAGGAAGGAGCAAUGCCCGAACUCAAGGAACUUACCCUCACUCGCAGCAUACCGAAACUGGGAGUUUCAGAUAGAAUUAGAAAUAUAAUCUUGAUUGACCCAAACAUACAAGACGACUUCGUGUAUACAAGUUAGAUACGCGGUGAUCCGUGACUUCAUUUUUGAAGGUGAAAGCACCAUCUGAAGGAUGAAUACAUGGGCUCUUGAUCUUCAAGACUGCUUGCUCCUCAAUCUAUUCUUGCGACAUGAUGUCUUUCGGUUGAUUGUUCUCAUGAGAAGGAAUGGUACCCGCUUUGUGAUUUGGUAUCUUGGUUGUUGUAUUACCCUGAGAUGUCUGAAUUUAUCAGUGGCUUUGAUGGAUGUUCAAUAAAUUUACAUAUACUGCUACCUUCGAACUCGUCAAUAGUCAAUCAGCUGAUUAGUUCUGUAUCCAUAAUUUAAAAAAAAAAUGCAAAAUAUUGAUUGCAACGCUC